UUUUACAACAAGAAAAAUUUACACGCUUGCUCGCUUGCAACUAAGGGCGGUUACGACCUUUAUACUAGUAAAUGUUUUACGAAAAUUCCGGAAGGAAAAAUUAGCCUUGGUUCUUCAUAAAUUCCUUGUGGAAAUUCAAAGUCGCUUUUGUAUGGAAACCUAUAAUCCAGACGCCAAUCGGAAAGUGGCGUGAUAUUCGCCAGUCGCAAGCUGCAACAUGUAUGGACCUCGUGUCCACGAUCUGCCUUGAAUCGCUAUCGUUUGUUUUAUCUUGGCUCGCUUCCCUGCUAAAAGGCCAAUGUUCGCGUAUAAGUUUUGAUCAGGGAAAUGCUGUGGCGACAGGUUUUUCGUAGUCCAUUUGCAGUUCCCUCACCUCGAAGAACAGUAUCCAGCCCCUCAGUCGACGCUUGCACGCCAUCGCUGGCAAGACGGUUUGCUUCUACCCAUCUUUUGGCGAGUUCGUUGAAGAUGGUUGUGCCAAAGAGCAAUAACAUGCCGGAAACGCUGGAUCCUGUUCAGGAAGCUUUGCUCAACGAAGUCUGCAUUCUGGUCGAUCAGAAUGACCAAAACAUAGGUGCGGCUACGAAAAAGGAUUGCCAUUUACUGGAAAAUGGAAUCUGCCGUCUUCACCGCGCAUUUAGCGUGUUUCUGUUCAACAAACGCGGGGAACUGCUGUUACAACAGCGUUCUGAUGCCAAAAUCACUUUUCCGGGGAUGUUCACCAACACCUGCUGCAGUCAUCCGUUGGCUGUCAACCGCGAAAUGGACGAAACAGAAGCGCGCGGUGUGAAGAAAGCUGCUCAGCGGAAACUGGAGCAGGAACUGGGCAUUCCUCUGGAGCAGGUGCCCUGGGAAGAGUUCCACUAUCUUACGCGCAUUCACUACCAGGCCGCAUCCGAUGGAAAGUGGGGCGAACACGAGAUUGACUACAUUCUGUUCCUGCAGAAGGAUGUCGAUCUGGUGCCCAAUCCCAAUGAAGUCAAGUCGGUGCGAUACGUCACACCGGAAGCGCUCAAAAACAUGAUGGAGGAAGACAAAGCCGGUAAAAUUCACCUGACACCUUGGUUCCGCUUAAUAUGCCAAAGUCAGCUGUUUGAAUGGUGGGAAAAUCUGCACAAUUUGCGCAAGUUUGAUGAGCACGCCGUGAUACAUCGUUUGUCGUAACUUUUCAUUGUUUAUUGAUUGGUUUUAUAGUUUUUACUUGUUAGCUCCAAGUUUGCUGACAAAAGCAGAUGGUCCAUAAAGCAUACUAUAUAUGCACCGUUUUGAAUAUGAACGAAGAACGCUCGUGUUUUGUAGAAAUAAUUGUGAUAGUAAACUCCUGCAUUGAGUGUAUUCAUUGCGUAGAAAUAUUUAGAAACUCUU
Molecule: messenger RNA, 1365 nt
Organism: Paramacrobiotus metropolitanus
Lineage: Eukaryota; Metazoa; Tardigrada; Eutardigrada; Parachela; Macrobiotidae
Product: isopentenyl-diphosphate Delta-isomerase 1-like
Exons: 4
Coding region: 328-1164 (278 amino acids)
Biological process (GO): isopentenyl diphosphate biosynthetic process; isoprenoid biosynthetic process
Cellular component (GO): cytoplasm
Molecular function (GO): isopentenyl-diphosphate delta-isomerase activity
Source: RefSeq, a predicted model, not a curated record